Sitophilus oryzae (rice weevil) is the source of this 4206-nucleotide messenger RNA. RefSeq names its product syntaxin-binding protein 5 (gene Tomosyn). The transcript has 22 exons. Gene Ontology annotation, biological process: regulation of protein secretion; regulation of exocytosis. Bases 26 to 4045 code for a protein of 1339 amino acids. The record is from RefSeq and is a predicted model, not a curated record. NCBI's taxonomy places the organism in Eukaryota, Metazoa, Arthropoda, Insecta, Coleoptera, Curculionidae. Gene Ontology annotation, cellular component: SNARE complex; cytoplasm; plasma membrane. Gene Ontology annotation, molecular function: syntaxin binding; myosin II binding; GTPase activator activity.
CUGACGAUCGAAGGACUUCGAGACCAUGAAAAAGUUCACGUUCAAGGGGGUGCUGGACAAUUUUCGAAACUCGGUGGUGCAGCCCCAAACGCGGCCAGAUCAGGAAAUCCAGGAAGCGCUGAAACCAGAACAUUUUCAAGUUAAGAGGACAUUUCGCCAUGGAUUUCCUUACCAGCCCACAGCCAUGGCCUUCGAUCCAGUGCAAAAACUGCUGGCCAUCGGAUCAAAGUGCGGUUCCCUCAGGAUUUUGGGCCAACCUGGCGUGGACGUCCACGUGAGGCACGACAUGGAGGGCCCCCCAGGAUCUGCCGCGGUACUACACCUGCAGUUCCUGGUCAACGAGGGGGCCCUGAUAACUGCCACUGCGGACGACACCCUACAUCUGUGGAACUUUCGGCAAAAAGUACCCCAAAUAGUACAGAGUUUAAAGUUUCAAAAAGAAAAGAUAACCUGUAUGCACCUUCCUUUACAGUCAAAAUGGCUGUACAUUGGUACAGAGAAAGGGAACGUUCACAUAGUACAAAUAGAAAAUUUCUCGCUGUCUGGCUACGUGAUUAAUUGGAACAAAGCAAUAGAAUUAACUAGAAAAACUCAUCCCGGAUGUAUAGUACAUCUUAGUGACAAUCCUUUAGACGCCAGCAAACUGUUAAUAGGUUACGAAUCAGGCCAAGUAGUACUAUGGGAUCUCAGAAGCAAAAUGUCCGACAUGCGAUGGCAGACUGCCGAACUGAGGUCGAUCGCGUGGCACUACGAGGGUAAACAGUUCAUGUGUUCCCACACAGAUGGCACCCUGACCACGUGGAACAUUCGAAAUAAUCAAAAAUCUGUGCACGUUUCGCAACCACACGCUAAAUUAAAUAAAGAUGGUAAACCGGAACAAUGUAAAACAAUCAAUAAAGUCGAGUGGAAGAGUAGCAAGACAGGUGAAUCAUUUGUGAUAUUUUCUGGAGGCAUGCCCUACGACCAAGCUCGAACGCCCAGUAUUACAGUUGUACAUAACAAAACUACCACAGUACUCGAAAUGGAGCACAACGUCAUCGAUUUCGUCACUGUGUGCGAAUCACCCUACAUUAGUGAUAUUCAAGAACCCACCGCUAUCAUUGCCCUACUCCAGAACGACCUGGUCGUUAUGGACCUCCAAACUCCGGGAUUCCCCUGUUUAGAAAACCCUUAUCCCAUGGACAUUCACGAGUCACCAGUGACGUGCGUCAGUUACCUGGCGGACUGCCCUGCCGACUUGAUCCCUGCGUUCUACUCAGUGGGUAGGGCGGGAGCUCUUAAAAGACAGGGAUUUAGUGAUAUGGACUGGCCGAUCAACGGAGGCAGCUGGUCUGCGCAGGCGUGUAGCUACGCCGAAGUGAUACUUACGGGGCACGCAGAUGGUAGUAUUAAGUUUUGGGAAGCCAGCGCUGGCACGCUGCAAGUUUUGUACAAGUUAAAAACGGCCAAGGUUUUCGAAAAACCGAAAACGCGCUCUGUGGACGCCGAGGAUGAUCCUUUCGCGAUAUAUCUAAUAUCCCUCUGCCCCGAAUCCAGGAAACUAUGUGUAGCUGGAGCUUCUAGUCAUGUUAUUCUUUUCACGUACAAGAAAACAGAAAGUAACGACGAAGUUAUGGUACUAGAGAUUCCGAUAGUUUACGAGGUUAUUGAGGACGAGAUAUCGCCGGACUGUCAGUUUUCUGGACCAGGAAGUGCGGGCUCAGGAAACAGGCUAGAUUUGUUGGACUUAGACAAUAAAAAAGAGGGACCUACGCUUAAAGUGCGAGCAGGCAAUCAGAAAAAACCUCCCGGAUUCCAGGCGCAACUGGUGUGCCUCACUCCCUGGAGUAACGGGGAACCCCCCAGUCACAUCUCGUCACUAACAAUCAACAGUUCUUACGGACUAAUGGCAUAUGGAAACGAAUCAGGCCUGGUCAUCAUCGACAUAGAACAGAGGGUUUGCCUCCUGAACGUUGGCAGUCCCGACCUGUACGGCGCGCAAGACCCUUAUUCUAGGGUCCCUAGGAGCCCUAAGAAGAACCAGUUAGUUCCGGACAGUCUGGCACAGGAGUUGGAAAGGCAACCUCGAAGUCCUAGCAUAGACCAGAUGGGACGUUCUCCAGAGUCCCCGUUCAAUUUUGGCACCGUUCCCUGUCCCACUCCGGUGGAGCAGGCCCAGGAGGCGCUGGAAGACGAGAAGGACGCCAUUCCCAUACCGAUGCUGGCCGUGAGGAGGAAAUCGUCCACGUGGAAGGGCCUGAAACGUCAGCUGAGCAAGGUCGAUAUGAAACUGAAGAACUCGCUGAAGGAGAAACGGCACAGUAUAUUCUAUUCGGGCGUUUUGCCAGGGAGCGAAUUGAUCGAUAACUUGGAGGAGCAGGAGAAUGGCAGUUCGCCAGACUCGGCUGAGGAGAACACCGUGGUGGAUCCCUACGGCCGUGUUAAAUCUCCCACCCCACUCCACGAACCUGCUCACAGCGAGCUCUCCUCCGGACAGAUGUCGCCCGAAGUGGACGAACCCUUCGACACAGUUCUCUUAGCGCCUGACCCUCCAGGCAGCCGCAAGAUGAGCCUGGCCAUCCGACCUGAUAACCUAGACCUGGAAGACGACAACGGAGUUCCCAUUCGACCACCCAGAGGCUAUAAAAAGAAGGGUUCCCAGCAGAAACGCGACGGCGAGCGGUUCCUGCCUGUGCCUAACGUCAAAGUAUCCAGAGGGGAUGGCAAUAUGGUGGUUAGAGACUUGAGGGAUAAGGACGAUUGUGUGGUCAGUCCGCCGGCUUCGUUCACCGGGAGUUUUAUGAGACGUUUCAGUCGGGUAGACAAAAUGGACAGCAGCUUCUCCAGAUCUAGGUCGAGUUCCAUGAGCAGCCUGGAAAACAUUACCUCUGAGUCGAUACAGUGUUUGGUUUUCGCAGAUUCGUACACCAAAAAGUCAGAACCUACAGUUUUAACGCCAACCCUUUGGGUCGGUACCAGCCUGGGCUCGGUACUAACAAUCUUGGUUACGCCUCCCGAUUCAGAUAGUCGGUCGUCCCAACCUGUGGUGGUUUCGAUGGUAGGCAUGACCAUUUUCAGGCUGAAAGGUAGCAUUUUGACGUUGUCAUUUCUGGACUGCAACGGCGCACUCAUACCGUAUUCAUAUGAGUCUUGGCGAGACGACAACAGAGACAGGAAGGAGCGAGAUAGAACGCCUACCAGGAACCAAAACAGGAUGAGUCCGACAAUGGGAGAGAACACCACGAGGAGCGACAAUUACAACGAUAGGCAGUUCGUCGUGAUAGCCAGCGAAAAACAGGCUAGAGUCGUAGCUCUGCCCUCGCAAACGUGUAUUUACAGACAGCAAUUGGCCGACAGCGACUUCGUGGUCAAGGCAGAAGUUAUUUCGUUUAAAGACAGUGUAUGUCUCGCAUGUUACGUCUCCAACGGACACCUCAUGGCCUACAGUCUGCCCAGUCUUCGACAACUCCUUGACAUCGACUUUCUACCGUUAUCCGAACUAAGUUUUCAGACACCCAGUAAUAAGGGAAUUGUAGAUCCCAUGUUAUCGAUAUGGGGACAGCAACUUAUCGUAAACGAGGAUACCGAUCAGAUCGCAAGAACAUUCGGCUUUAGCAACAAAGGACACGGUCUGUAUCUAGCGUCGCCAUCGGAACUGCAGAAGUUUACUUUGUGCACGGACUUUUGCGCUGACUUAACAGAGAUGCUGGGAGACCUUUUCUUAACCUGCGAGAUGCCAGAACCACCAAAAGUUGGCUUCUUCAAAGGCCUGUUCGGAGGCGGAGUUAGCUCUUUGGAUCGAGAGGAACUAUUCGGAGAAUCAAGCGGCAAGGCGAACAAAUCCAUCGCCAAACACAUUCCGGGCAGCAUGCAAGAGGUCGGCCAAAGGGCGAACACGGCCUGCAGCGAGGUCAGCCGCGCCCACAAGCUCAUGCUCGAGAGGGGGGAAAAGCUGAGCCAAUUAGAGGACAGAGCGGAGCGCAUGCGCAACGAGGCGGAGAACUUCAGCUCGUCGGCGCACGAGCUGAUGCUCAAGUACAAGGACAAGAAGUGGUACCAGUUAUGAAGCGCCAUCUGGGGGAAAUUAUUCAUGGUUUAAGCCACGUAACGAACGUCUAAGUCGCAUUGUUUGAUCACCCGCUUGUACCGUAUGAUAAAAAAAAACGGUGUCAAAGACGGCUGGGAAGAUAAUUUUAGCGAGGUCAAGCCCUACACGUUAUUAAGAAG